This is a messenger RNA of Podarcis raffonei (Aeolian wall lizard), 1444 nucleotides long. It is a transcript of the gene SPRING1, whose product is annotated as SREBF pathway regulator in golgi 1. The record is from RefSeq and is a predicted model, not a curated record. The transcript has 5 exons. Lineage: Eukaryota; Metazoa; Chordata; Lepidosauria; Squamata; Lacertidae. Bases 521 to 1138 code for a protein of 205 amino acids. Gene Ontology annotation, biological process: positive regulation of SREBP signaling pathway.
AUUGGACACAAAGUAACCCUCUCGCUUCCGGGGGGAGGGAGGAGAGAGACGGAGGAAGGCAGCCGGGCGUUCCUGCGAUCGCCGCACAAAGGCAGGCGAAGAACACCCCCCCAACUCCCCGGGCUUGCUUUCCGUGCCAUCUCCUUAAUUCGGACCGCCGCUCCCUUAAUUCGGAUUCAGGCCCUUAAUUCGGAUCGCCGCUCCCUUAAUUCGGAUCCUGGAUUCGGAUCGACUUGGAAGCGGGUUUUGUUUUGUUUUUUUGGUGGGAGAGCAAGGGAAGGGGCUCCUUGGCUGCUCAGAAAGUUCACCCUCUCUGAAGCAGCUCCCGGUCUCCUUGUGUCUUCACAUGCCCCCCACGAUCGCCCCCGGAGGCCUGCCCGGGGAUGAGGCGGGGGUCUCCCGGGCUCCCCCUCGCGCCCCAGACCCCCGGGUGGGCUAGCCAAGCCAAGGCAGAGCCCGAUCCGCCGCCGCCCCCGUUCUCUUUCAGGGUCGCCGCUUGACCCCCGCUUAGUCCUUCUCCAUGGUGCAGAUCCUGGCCCUGGUGUGGCGGAGGCUGCUUCGGAAGCGCUGGGUCCUGGGGGUCGUCUUCGGGCUGUCCCUCAUCUAUUUCCUCAGCAGCACCUUCAAGCAGGAAGAGCGAGCCGUACGAGAUCGGAAUCUCCUCCAGGUGCAGGACGAGGAUCACCCGAUCGCGUGGAAAGUGCAGUUCAACUCCGGGAAUGGCAGCCAGCCCAGUAACCAGUGCCGGAACUCUGUCCAGGGGAAGCUGCUGAUCACAGAUGAACUGGGUUACAUCUGUGAAAGGAAGGACUUGCUGAUGAACGGCUGCUGCGAUGUCAAAGCCCCCAGUGCAAAGCUCUACAGCUGCGAGAGCUGCUUGCCCAACGGAUGCUGCAGCAUCUACGAAGCCUGCGUUUCCUGCUGUUUGCAGCCCAACAAGCAACGGCUCCUGGAGCACUUUCUAAAUCGAGCUGCAGUUGCCUUCCGGAACCUCUUCAUGGCUGUGGAAGAUCACUUUGAGUUGUGCUUGGCCAAGUGCAGGACCUCCUCGCAGAGCGUGCAGCACGAGAACACCUACCGCAACCCCAUUGCGAAAUACUGCUAUGGGGAGUACCCUCCGGACCUCCUGCCAGUGUGAUAGCGGCAAGGGGACUGUGGCAGCAAGGAGAGAGAGACCAGAGGCAUUAGCCAUUGUGGAACGGGGACAUUUGUGAGGACGCUCGGACACCUGCCUUUGUGCUUCGGCACCUGACUUAGCCUUUCAGGAAAGAGCCUCUUUCAUCCGCCUGUCGCUGCCUCCCUGCAGUUCGAAAAUGGGAUGAGGGCAGUGAGAGACCCUCCGUCGGCUGUCGCCAAAGGACUGUGUUCAGACGCGGCAUCGUGGCUACAGUCAGUCCUGCCCCCAUUUUCAGAUACGAACAUAAUAGAAGUUGUCUCUCUCCCC